Molecule: messenger RNA, 1706 nt
Organism: Tarenaya hassleriana
Lineage: Eukaryota; Viridiplantae; Streptophyta; Magnoliopsida; Brassicales; Cleomaceae
Product: putative pectate lyase 11
Exons: 5
Coding region: 170-1489 (439 amino acids)
Molecular function (GO): pectate lyase activity
Source: RefSeq, a predicted model, not a curated record
UAAGCUCAAUUAACGGUUUAACACGACAACAAGACCAACGAAACGGCCGUACCUGAAAUUACGAUAUGGUGGGACCAAAUUUCUGUAUAAUAUCCAACCAUCGGAAUUAAAUUAAUCACGCCUUCACUCCCGGCCCUCUCUUCCCUUUAUAUACGUACCUCAACAUUCUAUGAGAUUCCCAUCCCAAACAUUUUCAUUUUCCCCCCAAAAAUCACGAAAAAAAAAAUCCAAAAUACUCGAUUUUUUUUAUACAAUGUUUAUGUUUACUCCUUUGAAUAUUUUCUUCGUUUGCGUAUUUUUAUUUCAUCUCGCCGUCGUUUCUGCCGUAUCGGGCUCGUUAUCGCAUGUUCGUGACCCGGACCUGGUUGUCGACGAGGUCCAGAGGAGCAUAUUCAAUGCGUCGAGGAGGAGCUUAUCAUACCUUUCGUGCGGAACCGGAAACCCUAUCGACGAUUGCUGGAGGUGCGACCCUAAUUGGGAGAAUAAUCGUCAGCGGUUAGCCGACUGCGCCAUCGGCUUCGGGAAAAAUGCGAUGGGAGGCCGAGAUGGUCGGAUCUACGUGGUGACCGAUCCCGGAGACGACGAUCCCGUUAACCCUAGACCCGGAACUCUAAGAUAUGCAGUGGUGCAAGAGGAACCGUUGUGGAUCAUUUUCAAGAGAGAUAUGGUCAUAAGGCUCAAGAAAGAACUCAUCAUAUCCUCUUUCAAGACCUUGGACGGUAGAGGAGCGAGUGUUCACAUAACCGAUGGGCCAUGCAUAAAGAUACAUUACGCAUCGAACAUCAUCAUCCAUGGCAUCCACAUACAUGACUGCAAACGCGCGGGAGGUGGCAUGAUCCGGGACGGUCCACAUCACACUGGGUGGUGGAUCCCAUCCGACGGCGAUGCGGUGGCGAUAUUCGGAGGGCGACACAUAUGGGUCGAUCAUUGCUCGUUGUCGAAUUGCGAGGAUGGUCUCAUAGAUGCCAUACAUGGAUCGACGGCCAUAACCAUAUCGAACAAUUACAUGACGCAUCAUGAUAAGGUUAUGUUGUUAGGUCACAGUGACACUUUCACGCAGGACAAGAACAUGCAGGUCACUAUUGCGUUUAACCAUUUUGGCGAGGGAUUGGUCCAGAGAAUGCCACGAUGUCGACAUGGAUAUUUCCAUGUGGUGAACAAUGACUACACUCACUGGGAAAUGUAUGCAAUCGGCGGCAGCGCUUCUCCGACAAUAUACAGCCAAGGCAACAGAUUUCUCGCUCCCAAUGAAAGAUUCAGGAAAGAGGUGACGAAACAUGAAGACGCUCCCGAGAACGAGUGGAGAAAUUGGAACUGGAGAUCGGAAGGAGAUUUACUUCUCAACGGGGCAUAUUUCCGGCAGUCCGGCGCCGGAGCACCGUCCACAUACGCUAGGGCCUCGAGCCUAAGUGCGAGGCCGUCAACCCUGGUGGGUCCCAUGACGACAGCCGCCGGCGCCCUUAACUGCCGGAGAGGCCGUCGUUGUUAAAACCUGCAGACGGCGCCCACAUAUGAUAAAUACCCAAGAGAUAUAAAACAUCGUGAUUAUUAUGACAUGAUACAAUGAUCCAUGUGGUGAUCGAUUAAUGCUUUUUUAAAGGUUGAGUCGAGGUGGAAGUCUGUUUGCAAUGAUUGAUGUCUUAAUGCAAUCUUCCGUUAUGUCUCUAGACAUUUCGAGAGAGAUGUUUCAGUUAUAAUUCCACUCU